UUGCGUAACGGUACUAACUAAUUGGGUGAAGUUGUCAAGUUGAAUAAGUCAAUCCGAAGCUUGACUGGGUCCGCUAGCAUAUUAUAUAGAUUUUAAUAUCUUACCUUGUAACAGGUGGUAAGAGCGAGAGAAUAAAAUGGCGUGUAGCAAGCAGGUGGCACUGCUGGAAACAGUCUGUGUGGUAUAGAUGUUCCUAUUAAUGAUGUAUCAUGUUACCUAAUCGUAUGCCAGUGUAAGUGAGAGCAGCGAACAAUGUGCUAAAGGGUAGACAGCGCUCGUAGAAGCUCUCCCUGUCACAUUCCUCCAGCGCUUUCAUUUCAUCUGGUGUUAACUCGUAGUAACGCUGAAAUCAGAAUUCAGUUCAGGGAUGUGGGCAGUGAACACAUCCAUUCUUGCAGUCCACUAUUUGUAAAUUUACGUAUUUUACUACUUUCAUGCCUAUACAACAUCUUACUACAUAAAUGCGAAAGGUCAUUCAUCACGAAAUCUUGAAAAGUACUUGCAGUACAAAGAUCAAAUUUUGUUUGGAGGUAGUUUAUAGUAAGUAGACCUGCGGACUGGUUUUGCAAGAGCCGGAAUAAUGCCGCUUUUUGUUAAAAAUCAUGACGACCUAUCUGGUGCACUUGGAAGUGCUGAGAUUCACAACAGAGAAGUCCUGAGUUCGAAUCCUAUCAUCAUUAUCAUCAUUAACAGCGGAUGGACGUCCACUGCUGGCUGACAUAAACCUCUUGCAUAGACAUCCAAUGCCUGCAUCCAGCGGCUCCCUGGAACUCGCUUGAUGUCUUCGGUCCAUCUAGUAGGGGGUCGACCAACACGGCGCUUUCUAGUGUCGUCAUUCCAGCACCUAGAGACCCUCGGCUCUACGAACUCUGUGCCCCGCCCACUUCAGCUUUGCGGUUAGUAGAGCUAUGUCGGUGACUUCCGUUGACAGCGGAUCUCCUCAUUUCUGAUUUGUAUAUAGUAUAGUAAGUAAUAGUAUCCUAAACUAAUUAAAGUUAAAUAAAGACCGUUUCACAUUAAGUAAAUAGAUGACUUACCAGUGGAUGUGUGACAUUCCGUAUUGGAGGACAUGUCCAUUUGAGUUCCGAUUCAUCCACUUUACAGACCUCAUCCUUGUCAUUUUUUUUCGGAUCAACCAUUACGUUCUAAGGGAGUGCGAAAGAGGCUAGAUUUUAGUACCAAAGGGUUUGUAUGCUUUAGUUUUCUGCAUUAUAGUCAAAAAUAUUUUGUUCCAUGAUUAAACGUGCAUUUUCGCCGUUCCGGAUGCAAAGAGUAAAACUGACGUUUUGGGUGACAUUGUAAAAGUCAUGAACCUAUAAAAGUAGAGCUUUUGAUUUUUUUUGUAAUACUGCUAAUGUUCAGCCAGAAUUUUUACCUACUGUUUAAUAAUAUAAUCUAUUAUACAGAUAUAUACUCGUAGAGUUUUUUAACUUUUAGACUUGAAGAACGACUUGACCGAUUCUUUCUUGAACCUAAUCUGAGCAAAUAGCAGAAUAGCUAUUAAAAAUUUAAACCUAUGUAGUAUAUAUCAAGAGACAUGGGAGAGGGUGUGGGUUCGAAUCCGGUCAGAGGCAUGCACAUGCACCUCCAAAUUUUCAGUUUUGUGCAUUUCAAGAAAUUAAUAAUCACGUGUCUCAAACAGUGAGGAAAAAACAUCGUGAGGAAACCUGCAUACCAGAGAUUUUUCUUAAUUUUCUGCGUGUGUGAAGUUUGCCAUGCCGCAUUGAGCCAGCUUGGUGGACUAUUGGCCUAACCCCUCUCAGUCUGUGAGGAGACUCGAAUUCAGCAGUGAGCCGAAUAUGGGUUGAUAAUGAUAAUGAUAUACUGAGAACAAUGAGCAAAUGCUUUAACAAUGUAUUUAGGAUUCUGUGGUUUAAAUGCUGUCCGCUUGGCAAACGAGUAAAUUAACAAAAAUCGCCAAUAAUCAAAGUUACUUUGACAAAAUCACAUGCACAACUAAACUGUAAAUGUCAAAUUCGUAGUCAACUCUCGUAAUAAUGUCGUCUAUAAAUGUUUUAUUUUUAUUACACGUCUGUUUAAACUUUAAUCUGAGCGCUGUGGUCUCCCCACGUCUUUAACUCAGCACCCUCGGACCAUGAGCGCGAUCGGGCUUAUGCUUCUAUUGAGCUUGGUUAGAGCAGAACAGUAUUCCGAUUACGUUGGAGCUAGCAUGCCGCAGUACAGCAUAGAGGAAGACAUUCGCGAUGCUCCCCUCCCGUCCGAAGACUACCUGGAACAAUCACCUGACGCGGAGGCACCGAUUCCUUUCGAUUAUAAGUACGAAGAAAAUUUACGAGAAAAAGACAACAAAUUAACACAGAAGUACGAGGAAGAUAAACGGUAUCAUCCCAAUAAAAAAUCAAAAUAUUCGCCAAACAACUCUGACGAUUAUGACGAACAAGAACAUGAAGAGGCAACAGUUCCAAAACUAAAAACGAGUCGCAAAAUGAGAGGACAUCGUACUCGACUAAAAGAUAAAGAACUUGAUGAAGAACAGAUAAAUUACAGACAAAAGGCCCAGUCUGAUGUUCAUAAUAGAAGAAUUUACAAAGAUGACAUAGAUAUUACAAACGAUUAUUACGGUAAAGAUAAGACGCUUGAAGACAAUAGUAAAAAAUCUGCUGAUAUUAACUAUAGACAGAAAAAGAACAAAGUGAUUAGAAGGAAACCUAGAGAUAGAAGUAUAAAUUAUAGACAGGAAAAUGUUGAUUUUGAAGAUUUGAAGUCCUUGGGGAAGGGUGAUGUAAAGCCUAUAGAGGCAGAUAAUAUGAAUGAUGAAUCAGAAUACGUACCGACUCGAAGAAAAAAAAUUCGGCGUGUCAUGGAUCAGAAACCAGUGCGCCCUGUACCUGAAAAGACCAAUAUGAGAAACAAAAACUACCCAGAAUACGAAGACAAUUAUUUUGACAUGAAAAGGGUUAAUGAUAUGAAAAAUAGACUGCCUGAUCUUCUUCGUAGAACACAAGCAAGCAAUACGGAGACGAUCGGGCGCCCCGAGCAAGACUUCCGUUACCGACGCGCAGAUGUGCCAGACCAGACCACUAUUACAACCAGCAACACCAGUAACACCAGCAACGCCACUGUACAGGAGACUAUCAUCACCGAGUCAACUAAUACGACUAUUAUGUCAAACACAACAGAAUUGUCCCUAGCAGAGAAAUCAAGACUAUCAAUACUGAAAAAGGUUAAUAGGAAAAACGAAAUAAAAGACGUGGGACUGACGACUAAGCCGCCUGUAUUGAUGCAGGUCACCCAACAACUGCACACUUUGGUGAUGGUAGAACCAGUGAGUUUAGGUGCACCGGUAGUCGAAGAUACUCCUGAAAGGAUCGCUAAGGCCAAGAAACUGAUGCGCCAGAAGUUAAUGGCAGGUGCUCGCAGUAUACACGACUUGACUGAUAAUUGGGACGAGAUGGUGUGUGACUACAUUGAUGUGUCGCUGCUAGAUGCAUCGCCGUUGGCAUAUCCUACGUUGUGGAUGUUAUUUAUUGGGAGUUUGAUUUGUUUAAAUUGGUCAAAUGUUGUUCCUAUUUGAAGAAGGUUAUGA
Bicyclus anynana (squinting bush brown) is the source of this 3547-nucleotide messenger RNA. RefSeq lists its product as uncharacterized. NCBI's taxonomy places the organism in Eukaryota, Metazoa, Arthropoda, Insecta, Lepidoptera, Nymphalidae. The coding region runs from base 2096 to 3535 and encodes 479 amino acids. The record is from RefSeq and is a predicted model, not a curated record. The transcript is spliced from 3 exons.